Ahaetulla prasina is the source of this 3422-nucleotide messenger RNA. It is a transcript of the gene SAC3D1, whose product is annotated as SAC3 domain containing 1. The transcript has 2 exons. Gene Ontology annotation, biological process: spindle assembly; centrosome duplication. Bases 200 to 1228 code for a protein of 342 amino acids. NCBI's taxonomy places the organism in Eukaryota, Metazoa, Chordata, Lepidosauria, Squamata, Colubridae. Gene Ontology annotation, cellular component: nucleus; centrosome; spindle. The record is from RefSeq and is a predicted model, not a curated record.
GGGGAUCUGCGUGGAAGAGGCACGAUCGCCCCAAUAAAAAGGCAAUAACUGGAAAAAUUAGCCCGGGCUCGGCGCCUUUUGCAACCGGGCGCCCGCGGGCGCAGACCGAGAACCAGCCUCCGGGAAGGCGGGCGAGGCCGGCCACUCCCCGGGGCGGUCCCUACCCAUCAGCCUGCGCCGAUUCCGGCCCUCCGGCGGCAUGAACGAAGACGAGGCGGAGGGUCCUCCGCGACCGGCCCUUUGCAAGGACAUGUGCCCGGCGGGGGAGUUCUGGCGGCGGCGGCGCCAGAAGCGGCUGCACCGGCUGGAGCUGGAUCCGGAUCGCAAACCGGACCCUGCGCGGGCGGUGAAGGAGUUCUCCCGCCCGGCGGCCGGCCAGGCUCCCCCGCCGCCUGGCGACCUGCGCCCGCCGCCGGUCCUUCUGGCCACCGUGCAUCACCUGCUGAGCCCAUCGGUGGCCGAAGCCGACCAGGUGUCCCCGGCCGAGCGCUUCGCCUUCGUGGCCGACCGGUUGCGCGCCGUCCGGCUGGAUCUGGCCCUGCAGCGCCCGCCCGCCGCCCCUUGCGCCGCCCUGCUCGAGCGCGCCCUGCUUUAUCUGCUCCACACCGGAGCCCGGCUCUGCAACCAGGCGCCCGCCCGCUUCGACCCCCACCUGCACGACGGGCAGCUGCGCGAGACCUUCGCCGCCCUGCGCCGCGCCUACCGCCGGCCCGGCGCGCAUCCUGCACAGCCCCGCUUCCAAGCGCUCUUCUUGCUCUACCACCUGGGCUCUUCGGAUGCCCUCUGGCAGAUACUCCAGCUGUCCGAUGACAUCCGAGCGUCUCCCGAACUCAAGGCUGCCCUCGACAUCCACUGGGCUUUCCUGGAACGCAAUUUUGCCCGUUUCUUCCGCCUGGCCCGGCAGCUCCCUUACCUCCCCAGCUGCGCCCUCCAUCCGCACCUGGCUAAGACGCGGCGUGUGGCCUUGCUCACUUUCAGCCACGGCUUCAAUGCAAAAAACUGCCGGUAUCCCCUAGCCCGGCUGACCCACCUGCUGGCUAUCGACAGCCCGGAAGAGGCCGCUGACUUAUGCCGGGCGCACGGCUUGACCAUAAUCGAGGGCAGUGUCGUCUUCCAGAAAAGCUCCUUCAGCGACUCCGCUCCGUUGGAAAACCGGAUUUCCAUUCUUCUCGUGGACGGGAAAUGGAAAGGGACCCUGUUGGAUCUCUCGGAGAGGGUCUGCAGCUGAGGCGGGGUGAGGGUUUCACGCUGUGGCAGGUGGCCGCGAGUCUCAUUUUCACGCACGAAAGAAUAAUCUGACUUGAAACGCCGGCUGCGGGUUUGCAAAUCUCUUCCCCCACCCCGUAUGUAGAAAGCUACCUCCUCAGGGGAAGCUGCUGGAAGCUGUUGUUUACAGCCUCUCAAUUGCGCCUCCUUGUUCUGCUUAUACGGGUAACCGGCAUUUGCUGCUUGUGUUAGAGCAGCGUUUUUCAACCUCUGCAAGUUUAAGAUGGCCGUAUUUUAACUCCCAGAAUUCCCCAGCCGGCAAGCUUUAAGCAUAUGGGCUUUAACUCCCAGAAUUCCCCAGUUGGCAUGCAUUAAGAUGAAUGGACUUCAACUCUCAGAAUUCCCCAGCUAACUAACUUUAAGCAAAUGGACUUCAACUCCCAGAAUUCCCCAGUUAGCAUGCUAUAACAUGAAUGGACUUCAACUCCCAGAAUUCCCCAGGUAGCAAGCUUUAAGCAUAUGGACUUCAACUCCCAGAAUUCCCCAGUUAGCAUGGAUUAAGAUGAACGGACUUCAACUCCCAGAAGUCCCCAGCCAGCAAGCUUUAAGCAUAUGGGCUUCAACUCCCAGAAUUCCCCAGUUGGCAUGCAUUAAGAUGAAUGGACUUCAACUCCCAGAAUUCCCCAGGUAGCAAGCUUUAAGCAUAUGGACUUCAACUCCCAGAAUUCCCCAGUUAGCAUGGAUUAAGAUGAACGGACUUCAACUCCCAGAAGUCCCCAGCCAGCAAGCUUUAAGCAUAUGGGCUUCAACUCCCAGAAUUCCCCAGGCAGCAUGCUUUAAGCAUAUGGGCUUCAACUCCCAGAAUUCCCCAGUUGGCAUGCAUUAAGAUGAAUGGACUUCAACUCUCAGAAUUCCCCAGCUAACUAACUUUAAGCAAAUGGACUUCAACUCCCAGAAUUCCCCAGGUAGCAUGCUAUAAGAUGAAUGGACUUCAACUCCCAGAAUUCCCCAGGUAGCAAGCUUUAAGCAUAUGGACUUCAACUCCCAGAAUUUAUUUAUUUAUUUAUUUAUUUUUAUUGUUUAUAUUUAUAAUUUCCCAGUUAGCAUGCAUUAACAUGAAUGGACUUCAAAUUCCAGAAUUCCCCAGCCAGCAAACUUUAAGUAUAAGGGCUUCAACUCCCAGAAUUCCCCAGUUAGCAUGCAUUAAGAGGGCUGGAUUUCAAUACCCAGAAUUCCCUAGCUAGCGUGCUUUUAAGCAUAGUUGGCUGGGGAGUUUUGGGAAUUGAAGUCCACCCAUCUUAAAUCUGCAGAGGUUGAAAAACAUAGUAUUAAAGACACAUAUCGGUGCUUCGAUGCGUUAUGCGUGCUAUUUUAUCACACUGGAAUAGUCGUGCAAAAAAUAGAACAAGGCCACUCUCUUGCACAUGGUUAGCUGUUAAGGGCGCCCUUUUUCUCAGCCACAGGCAGCGUGCAAUAAUCGUAGGCGUGGCCUGUUGAUGCCCUGUUUUGUUCGCGAGAAAAGCCAGUGCCAAAAUUCUCGCUAAUUUUAUUUUUUCGGGGCUGAAAUUGUUCAGGUUUUCCAAAUGUGGCUGCACUUCCCGAGCAGUUCAGUGUUGUGGAAAACAGGAAAAUGUAUUUCAUCAGCCUUUCCAUGGCUGCCUCACUGCUGUGGAUGAACUACAACUCCCAGCAUCCUUCACUGGCCAGCUGCAGUUAGCCACAUCUGGAAAAGUGGUGUUUCUUAAUUCUGAAAGAAGAAAAAACUGGGGGGCAGCUGCUGUUUGGAGAAAUUUUCCCCAUUUUCAAAACUUUUGGAGAGCCAUUUCUCUAACAUGGUUGAGGGUCUCCUGCUUGAGCAGUGGGUUGGACUAGAUGGCCUCUGAGGUCCCUUCCAACUCUGUUAUCCUUUCAAAACAUUGAUGUUGUUGAACGCUUCACACAAAUGGUGUUUGAGGAGUCUGUGUUACGGUUUGGUUUUGUUUUUUCCCUUCAAGAGGUCUGUAGAAGUCUCUUCAGUUGCAGACCAGAUAAAAACAUUGCGGUUAGCCUGUGGAACGCUGUGCCUCAGUAUUUUUUUUUAUGGAACGAAAGCACCCUUAAAAGAGACAAUUUCCCUUUCCAGAGUUUCCUUUCCCUGGAAUAUUUAUUAUUUCCCUAAAAAGGAAGGAGAUGAGUCUUUUCAAAUGUGAUAAAUUAAAUAAAAUACCCAUCUUCCA